GUAACUGUAAUUUUCACAUUCUUGCAGGUAAAACAGAUUGAAAAAAGGGACUCUGUUCUGACCCCAAAACAGCAAAUUGAAAGAUUGACAAGACCUGGAUCCACCUACAUCAAUCUAAAUCCAUUCGAAGUGUUACAGAUAGACCCUGAAGCAACAGAUGAAGAGCUGAAAAAGCGGUUCAGACAGCUGUCAAUCUUGGUCCAUCCAGACAAAAAUCAAGAUGAUCCUGACAGAGCACAAAAGGCUUUUGAAGCUGUUGACAAAGCUUACAAGCUGUUAUUGGAGCCAGAACAGAAAAAACGUGCUAUCGAUGUGAUACAAGCCGCUAAGGAAACGAUAGAACACAAUAUGAAAGAAAAAAGAAAGGCAUUGAAGAAGGAAGGAAAGUCACCUAUUUUGGAAGAGGAUGACCCUGAAAUCUUUAAGCAGUCGGUGCACAAACAAACUAUGAAGCUGUUUGCUGAAUUAGAAAUUAAAAGAAAGGAGCGUGAAGCCAAGGAUAUGCAUGAAAGGAAACGACAAAGAGAAGAGGAAAUUGAGCAGGAAGAGAAAGCAAAACGUGACAAAGAAUGGCAGAAAAAUUUUGAGGAAAGUCGGGAUGGUCGUGUCGAUAGCUGGAGAAACUUUCAAGCCAAUAAAAAAGGCAAGAAAGAGAAGAAACAGAGGAGUUUCCUCAAGCCACCAAAGGUUAAGAUGGAGCAGCGAUAAGGCCAUCUGAAAAUAUUUCAGAGAAAUAUAAUAGGAAAUGACAAACGCAAACAACUAUAGCAAAGUUUACUCCAGACAAUGUUCUUCUCUUAGGAGUAGUGUUUGCAGUUUAGUGACAGAAUUUUUUUUUCUCCCCCUGUCUGUUCUACUGACUUGUAAGUGUUGUAGUCGCUAUUAUUAUUUUUUAGUUUUAUCCCUGAUGAUCUAUGUAGCAGGGCUUCACUGCUUCCUGAUUCUAAAUCAAUUUGAUGUAAAUGUACAGUAUAAAAGAGGUUGAUAAUGGCCUUCUAUCCUUUUGAAAACCUUUAAUUUUUAAGCCCUGUAAUUUAACGUUUUGUAACCUUUUUGUACUGUGAACAAUUUGUCUAUCUUUAGUCAUCAAAGAUAAUCAUUAAAAGUGUUUGGAAAUAACAAA
Messenger RNA from Chiloscyllium plagiosum (whitespotted bambooshark), 1123 nucleotides. The record is from RefSeq and is a predicted model, not a curated record. NCBI's taxonomy places the organism in Eukaryota, Metazoa, Chordata, Chondrichthyes, Orectolobiformes, Hemiscylliidae.